CAGAAGAUACUAUUAAUUGGGUGGUACAAUCUGAAUAAUUGUAUUUAUCUCCCUGUUUCCAGUGCAGAGAGGUGAGGAAUGAAAACUUGGUGGGCCACUGUGGGGUGGCCACCGCAUCUCUGAUCCCAAGGGAAUUGGGAGUUCCUCACUUUUCCUGAGGCCAACCAUGGAGUGUCCAAUUCUGGAUGGAACCUCCCAAGAAGACCCCCCUCCAGUAUCAGCUCUUGAGAGACAGAUCAGGCGACGAAAGAUCAUCAUAUACAGACCCGGCGCAGAGGAGCAAGGAUCCCCCAUCCUACGGCAGAAGCCUCAAGACAGAGGUGGAACAUCUCCCUUGCCUUGUGGGGAUGUGGGGCAGUCGCCCAACAAGAGGCAGCGACUUCAGCAGGGCUCACCCCCAGGGAGGGAGAAGAAUGAUGGGAGCCCUGGCGGCAAGGUGGGAGAGACCCUGUGGCGUGUGGCUUCUCCCAUGGAGAAGAAGCAACGGAAGGUGCUGGCGGUUGACUUGGAGGACUUUUCUACCACCCAAGUGCCUGAUCUACAAGGGUGCUCAUCCUCUCAAAGACCUACUGUGCCUCCUUACACAAACUCGAACCAUGCAGGGACUUUGACGGAAGACAGUGCCUCCUGGUCAGCAAAGAGCCAAAGUAGUACCACAUACAGAUCAUCUCCUCCCGAGUUGGGCUCUCAGGAGAAGUUGGCUCAUGCGUGUCGGCAGCUAUGGGACCAGAAGCUCUCUCCCCCUCGGAGCCAUGAGUCUGAGCGCCUGCAGGUCAAGAGGCAGCGUCUGCAGAAGGGCUUGUCCCUACCCGGCAGUGUUGAGGGGAACAGGGCUUCCCCACCGACAAAGGCUCCUCAGCAAAUCUUGACCAUCCGAGUGGAGGACCCUUCGCCGGACCAAGUCCUGGAUGCCGGCGCUGGCAAGGAGCAGCUGGAGACCUCCCCACCCCCUUAUCGGAGCGAUCAGCUGACACUGCCUUGUCGACCAUCUUCUCCAAAUGUGGAAAAGCUGACCCCUUCAGACCCGUCCUGUGAGCACAGCCAACGAACAGACGUGCUGCCUGAAGCUGCUGAAGCGCCCUCCUCCUGGCCCCCUUCGACCUCUGCUCUUCUGCGUCCGUCAGUGGUCCCCCGUUUCAGGCCUUGGAGCCUAGCUCCAGUCCUACAGAGCAUGCGUUCAAAACUAGAGGCCUUUGCUGACAUCUUCCUGAGCCCGUCCAAGCCUUCCGCCCCGUCCUCUGAGGUGCCAUCUUCCCUGCUGCCUUGCCUUCAGGGAAAUGCGGACCAGACCACUAAUCAGCCGGGAACCCCGCGCCGAGGAGUCAACAUUGAGGUGAAAAUAGCCAUUUCAGAACCACGGCCCCGGAAGAGAAGUUGUCUCUGUGCGGAGGAGGAGGAGGAGGAGGAGAAAACCGGCAGCGUGGUGGUGAGUGGGCGGCCUCCCAUCCGCCAGUGGCGCUUGAACGAAGGGGAUCCAGAGCCGCAGCUUCAGCCCCGCCUCGGACGUAGCUUCUCCUGCCCUGAUUUCCCCGGCUCCUGUUCCUGGCAAGCGUCUCCGGUGGCCGUUUCCCCUUCCUUGCAGCUACGACAGCGCCGGCACACCGUCUGCAGCCUGGAAGUGUCCCGGGAGCUGGGCUGUCCCACCCUGCCCUGCCUGCGUAAGGAGGUGUACCCUUUCAGCACCCCCCCUGCCCGCCUCUUGGCCCACGCCGCACAUUGUGAGAACGGCUCCUACUCUUCCCCUGCGCCUUCCUGCUGCCGUGAAUCUGAAGCAACUCAUUCCAGGGACAUCUCCCCUUCCACAGAUGUUGGACAGAGGGUGCCCGGGGUUGGCCUGGGCGUGGGUGACUCUGAGCUGGUCGCGUCGGAGCAGAUGAUGCUUUCAGGGGACGAGAUGAAGAUCUCCCAGGACAACACCGUUGGGAAAGUAUCUUGCAUACGGAUCCGCAAGACCCCAGCCAGGCAGCAAGCAAAUCUCACUCCAAUGGGGCUUCCCCGGCCUGUCAGGUUGAAUAAGAAAGAGUUCAGUCUGGAAGAGAUCUACACAAAUAAGAACUAUCGCACACCCACAGAGAAGAGGUCAUUUGAGACCAUCUUUGAGGUGCCGCUGGAACGCAACGGGGCUCUCGUUUUUACCAGCCAGCGCAAAUUGAAGCGGGCCAUGGAGUUUCGAGAAGGCGGCCUUCGCCGCAAGCAGCGCAAAGCCCGCGCUCGAGGGGGACGCAAGGCAGGAGGGCGACGGGCUCAGGCUCAGCCUCCCGAGCUGGAGGAGAUGCUGCAGCAGCGGUUGGCUGAGCUGGAUGCCCUGUUUGAACAAGAAGAAGAGCUCUGAUCACAGCCAACAUCUGUCCAGAGGAAAGGGCAACAACCCUGGGGGCUCUUGCUUUCUUUCCUCCCCCCCUCCAGCCUUCCCUUUACUAGUGAGAGGUUGGUUUGCUUCAAGCCACCAAGCCAACGUUACCACUCCAGGCUUCUAUGGUUCACUUUAUUCUCCAUGCCUCCAAUCAACUGAUCUUCCCUGUGGCUAAAAUCUCCAUUGAGCUGUGGAGGUUGCUACUAGGAAAAUGGGGGUCAGGAUUCACUUGGGGUCAUCUGUCCAAUCACUAUGCUGCCUGCUUUGGCACCAUGUCAGUCUCCUCUUGCUCAGUUCUCCAGCUUGUUCGCAGGAGGGGAGAGAACAAUUGUGGUACCCAGGAGUUUCUGUACUUUGCACUUGGUCUCCUGCGCACAAUCAGACCACCAGUGAGUGCCUUGCAGGGUACAGUUGAGGGGAGCAUGUAGGUCCAGUGGUCUCUGCUCUCGUGCUGUCAGCUAGAGACUUAGCCCCUUGUGAGAUGGCCCUGUCUGUGGGGAGUAGGUUGCCUACGUAUGGGGGUUGCCAUCUCCUUCCAACCAAAAUAUGAACACAACAGGUCACCCGACAGAAUGGAUGGGACAAGAUAAAGGAAUUACGGGGAAGCAACAACAGGAGUGUAUUUGUGAGGCUGGGAGGUGAAAGGUGGGGAAGAAGGAACGGUGUGUAUCAAGAGAAUGGGGAAAUAGGUCUCUCCUCUCCCGUUGUUAAAGCCUGGGCAGUCAGCUGGAAAUCCAUUGAAGGUCUCAGUCCUGGAUCGGGCCCCCAAUGUUCCAAAUUUAGAUUAGAUUGCAGAAAUGGCUGUUAGGCACGAGGGGUGGUUUUUGUUUGUUUGCAGUUUUGUAUUAAUCUAUAUUUCUAAUAAACUUAUCAGCUUGGGGAGAAAAGUAA
Molecule: messenger RNA, 3244 nt
Organism: Pogona vitticeps (central bearded dragon)
Lineage: Eukaryota; Metazoa; Chordata; Lepidosauria; Squamata; Agamidae
Source: RefSeq, a predicted model, not a curated record